GUAAUAACAAAACGACGUCGUCGUCGUGGCGCUGUAAACUCCCCAAAACCUCGCAUAGUUCUCCCGGCGACCGAUCCGUUCGACCCAGUCUGGGUUUUGCAAACCCUAAUCGCACACGCAGAGUGAAAGAAGCUGAAUUCUCACUUUUCUGAUCAUGGUUUACAUUGAAUCUUGGGACGAUUUUGUGGAAAAGUCCGUCCAAUUGUUUCGAUCCGAUCCCGAAAAAACUCGUUAUGCCAUGAAAUACAGGCAUUGUGAUGGAAAAUUGGUGCUCAAAGUCACCGAUGAUAGAGAGUGUAUCAAAUUUAAGACAGACCAAGCACAGGAUGCAAAGAAGAUGGAGAAGUUCAAUAACAUCUUCUUUACUUUGAUGGCUCGGGGACCUGAUGCCGACAUAUCUGAAGGUGGUGGAAAAGAACAAGUUGAAGCACAGGCACCAAGGAGAGGAAGGGGAAGGAAGCAAUAGUAUUACUAUUCAUCAGCAUCUGCUCAACGUAAGAAACAUUUUGUGAGACAUGGUUUAAUUUAGUCAUAAUUUAUUUCAUCUGAGAUGGAAAGAAUUUUGGUUUAUUCCUAUUAUUGAAGAUAAUAGUGCGUGAAAUGGCUUUGGUAA
Salvia hispanica is the source of this 613-nucleotide messenger RNA. Its product is annotated as signal recognition particle 9 kDa protein-like. Gene Ontology annotation, molecular function: 7S RNA binding. The record is from RefSeq and is a predicted model, not a curated record. Lineage: Eukaryota; Viridiplantae; Streptophyta; Magnoliopsida; Lamiales; Lamiaceae. Gene Ontology annotation, cellular component: signal recognition particle, endoplasmic reticulum targeting. Gene Ontology annotation, biological process: SRP-dependent cotranslational protein targeting to membrane; negative regulation of translational elongation.